This is a messenger RNA of Meriones unguiculatus (Mongolian gerbil), 3549 nucleotides long. It is a transcript of the gene Rinl, whose product is annotated as Ras and Rab interactor like. Gene Ontology annotation, cellular component: endocytic vesicle; cytosol. The record is from RefSeq and is a predicted model, not a curated record. Gene Ontology annotation, molecular function: small GTPase binding; guanyl-nucleotide exchange factor activity. Lineage: Eukaryota; Metazoa; Chordata; Mammalia; Rodentia; Muridae. Bases 338 to 2119 code for a protein of 593 amino acids. The transcript is spliced from 9 exons. Gene Ontology annotation, biological process: vesicle-mediated transport.
UCUGCCGCUCAGUGGCUGAAGAAUGUCACAGCCACCCCAGCCAAGCAGGGUGUGGCUUGUGCCUAUUAGCUCAACGCUCGGAAGGUUGAAGCAGGAGGCUUGCUACGAGUUUGGGGCCAGCCUCAACUACAAACCAGUCCAAGCUAGUCUGAGCUGUCUCAAAAAAAAAAAAAGAAAAAGAAAAAGAAAAAGGAAGGAAAGAAGCCUGGGGGGGGGAGGGGAGUCCUUGGCGUUCCUGGAGAGUUUUGAGGUCCGUGGUGAUCAGGUAGGAUCUCCGAGUCAGGUGUCACAGGAUUGAAACAUCAGCACCCACUGCUGUCCCAGCUGGAGCAGCUUUAUGUCUCGUCUUUCUCCAUGCCAGAGGUCAGAGCAUGGCUCCCUGGUGCCCGGCAGCAUGCGGAUAGCCCAGCCAGACAUGGUCUCUUCAGCCCCUACUGCGGGGGACAGGCUGGCUCGACUUUUAGAUGGAGCAGGCGAGAGCCCGCUGGGGGUCCUCAGCGCCCCAGAGCCCCUUCUUCGACUGCAGAGGACGCAGGGGGUGUGGCAGGUCCCAGAGCUGGAUGUUCAGCAUGCCAAGGCCUUUCUGGAGCUGUGGCCGCUGGGGAGCUUCCUGGUCGUAGGACACGGUCCUAGCCAGGUCUUGACGCUGAAGGCGGGACCCUCGUCAGCAGACAUCAACACCUAUCCGAUUCGGAAGGUUCCAGGAGGUGUAGCCCUGGAAUCCUCCAACCUCUUCAUGCCAGACCUUCCCCACCUCCUGGCCUUUCUGGCAGCCAGCAGAUCCUCUGCGACUUGGCCGCGUCCAGGUGGACACCUCAGGGAGGGUGCUGUCUGUAGUGAACCAGCUCUACCUGGAGACCCAUGGAAGCUGGGGAGCAGAGCAGCCGCCACAGCAAACGGAGCCAGAGACUCACCAGAUACACAGUCUAGGUCAGCUGGGCGGGGCCUGGGUACCCAGAGGGAUGAGGGAAUGGAUGCUACUGAACUUAGAGCCCCAGCCUGCUUCUCACAUCCAGCCCCCAGGAAUCCCACCCCACACCGGGUCUCCUGGGUGGAAGAGCCACCGAAACCGGAAGUUCACCUUGCUGGACAGGAAGUGCAUCAUCCUGACCUACAGGAGCGCCAUCCUGGAGCCCAAGUGCGCUUUCUUAGGCCUGCUCUAGCUCAUGUGGUGGAAGAGGAGGAGGAAGUGAGCAAUGAAAACUACAGAGAUGAGGAGGAAGGCCGCGAGGAUUUGCUCACCGCCCACAUCCGUGCUCUGGCCAGGGCCAGGAGCAGCUAUGUAGCCAGGCAGUACCGAUGCCUUCAGGCACGCCUCGUCUCAGAUUCUGGAAAUCCCUACAAGCCCGGGGACCCGGCCACCGAGCUGCUUCAGGAUGUGCGCCAGCUCCUCACUGACCUCCAGAACUACCUGGCAAAAGACCCCGACGUCAGAGCUGUCUUUGGGAACAGGGGACCUAGGGCUCCUCAGGACCAGGAUCUUGGCCCUGCCGUGGAGGUGGCCCUGUGUCGGGCGGUUCUGGAGCCCCUGAAGCCCGCCCUGUGGACCAAACUCCGAACUCUCAGAGCCCAGGAGCUGCGGAGGCUGCGCCGGCGCCAGAUAGCCCUGCGGGCGGGGGCGGGGCCCGAGGGGCACGGCCCCGCCCCCGCCCUGCGGAGCCGGAUCCACGCGCGCCUGGCGCACUUGCACUCCGCGUGCGCCCCGCGCCGCAAGGUGGCGCUGCUGCUGGCGGUGUGCAGCGACGUUUACGCGGGCCUGGCUGGCGGCGAGAAGGAAGAGCCCCUGGGGGCGGACGCCUUUUUGCCCGCCCUGACGGAGGAGCUGAUCUGGAGUCCACACAUUGGGGAGACGCAGCUGGAUGUGGAGUUCCUUAUGGAGCUCUUAGAUCCGGAGUCGCUGCGGGGAGAAGCGGGGUACUACCUCACCACGUGGUUUGGGGCUCUCUACCACAUCGCUCACUACCAGCCAGAGGCUGGCCGCGCGCCCCAGGGGCUCAGCUCGGAGGCCCGGGACUCCCUGCGCCAGUGGCACCGAAGGAGGACACUGCACCAGCAGACCCAGGCCACAGCUCAGGCCCACCUGCCCUUUGAGGAGCCAUGGGCAACAGGGGACCAGUAAUGAUUGGAGCCUUCACUUCCGAACCUUUGGCCCACUCCUCUGCUUAAGCAAGAUGCCCGAGGCAUCGGGGUCAGCACGGAGGGUGGGACAGGGAAGGGGCCCUGCCUUUCACACUGGCUGUUCCUACUUAGAGCAAGACCUUUUCGGCACUCUUCCUUCCCCUCCUUCUGGUCUGCCCAGGAGUUAGCUCAGUGGAGAUCUCCCCAGCAAAUGUAACCCCCCAAACAGUAUUACAACGACAGCCCUGUCACCUGAAUCUCUUUGGGGCAUGUCGAUCCCGACCCCAUCAGUGACACAGGGAGACUUUACCUGGUUAAGAUUUGUUUUAUUUGGUUUUUAGAGACAGGGUUUCUCUGUGUAGUCCUGGCAGUCCUGGACUCACUGUAUAGACCAGGUUGGUCUAAACCCACAGAGAUCCACCUGCCUCUGCCUCCCAGGUGCGGGGAUUAAAGGUCUGAGCCACCACCGCCUGGCUAGUCAAGAUAUCAAAUAACAACCUGUCAGGACCUGAGAUGGGAGUUUAUUCUGGAUGCUUCUGCCCUCUGUGUAGUCAAGAAGAUGGCAGAGGUAUGGCCAUGUCCUGAGCCUGGGCCCCCAGCUACGCAGCGAAACGAGGUGGGGGAAUUACUUGAGGCCAGGAACACGAGGACGCCGUGGCACUGAAACAGUAGGUGUUCAGGAAGCACUGGAACAGGUUUUUUAUCAGCCUUGAAAACAUGGGUGCCCUAGUCUAUGGGACCCAUCGACGUUACCUUAUUUGGCAAAAGUGUUUGUGCAGCCAUUAUAAUAAUUAAUUAUUAUUAUAUUGUUGUUGUUUUUUUUUUGUUUGUUCAAGGCAGGGUUUCUCUGUGUAGCCUGGCUGUCCUGGAACUCGCUGUGUAGACCAGGCUGGCCUCAAACUAAGAGAUCAGCCUGUCUCUGCCUCUGCCUCCCAAGUGCUGGGAUCAAAGAUAUGAGCUGACCUGGCCCAGCUUGUACAGCCAUUAUUAAAGAUAGUAAAGUGAGGGAUAGAGGCCAGGGGAUUGUGUCUGUGGCUCCAAGAAUAUUCACAGGAUAUGGGACACAAGGAGAACUGAUGGGAACAAGAAAGAGAGUAAAGACAAGCCUCAAGAUGUGGAAACCAUAAGACACUGGGCAGCUUGGGCAAAGGCUCCUCCCCCAACACCCUCAGAAGUCAUGUGACUCCGCAGACACCCUGGUUUUUGUGAGAUAGUGAUGUCGGAACUCUGGCCUUCAAGCCAGUGUGAUGGAGCAGUGUGAUCCCAGCACUCAGGGAGGCAGAAGCAGGUGGAUCUCAGUGAGUUGGAGGCUAGCCUGGUCUACAGUGAGUCCAGGACAGCUAAGGCCACACAGAACCCAAAACCACAACAAAACCCAAAAAACUCUGACCUUCAGAAUUAUGAGCAAAUAAAUUCCUGCUGUCUUAAGAC